AUGUGGAUUACAGACGCCUGCAAGGCUGUCGUCUUGUCCUUUGUGGCGGUAUUUCACUACCCGUCCGUCUCCAACGAGGGGCCGCAUCAAGAUGUCAUGACCUUCACCCACGGUCACUCCACACCAGAGAUUGACUACCCAUAUUUCGAAUCACCAAGUGGCCCUGACCAGGAUGGCAAGGUCUUCACGUGCAACUACACUGAUCUCAAGGGCUGGAAGCCAUGCACAACUAAAGAUGAUCGCUCGUGUUGGUUGAAGGGUCCAUACGGGCAGAACUUCACAACCAAAACAGAUUAUGAGAACUUCUGGCCUAUUGGAAUCACAAGAGAGUAUCACCUCAAUGUCACUGAUCAAUCCAUCAACGGCGAUGGUGUCGAUAACCCAUUUGGCAAGGUCUUCAAUGGCAAGUAUCCCGGCCCUUGGAUCCAGGCCUGCUGGGGCGACUUGAUCAAGGUCACUGUCCACAACCAUCUCAAGUACAACGGUACAACCAUUCACUGGCAUGGUCUACGUCAGCUUGAGACCUUUGAGAUGGACGGUGUCAACGGCGUUACUCAAUGCCCUAUUGCUCCUGGAGACAGUUAUACUUACACCUUCCGUGCUGUGCAAUACGGUACAUCGUGGUAUCAUAGCCAUUAUUCUCUGCAGUAUGCUGAUGGCUUGGCUGGCCCUAUCACUAUUUACGGGCCUUCUUCUGCUCCAUUCGAUGAGGGACGAAACCCAAUUCUUAUCACAGAUUGGAGUCACCGCAGUGCAUUCCAGUCGUGGCAGAGAGAGUUGGUGCCGAAUCCUACAAGACCUAUGAUGAAUGGUGUUCUGAUCAAUGGCGUGGGGAACUUUGCUGGUAGUUUCCCUCGCGAGCGAUUCAACAUGACAGUUACCAAGGGCAAGAAGUAUGUUCUUCGUGUGAUCAACACUUCCGUCGACACAACAUGGAUCUUCAGCAUUGAUAAUCACAACUUCACUGUUAUGUCGACCGACUUUGUGCCGAUCCAACCUUACUCAGUAUCUCACCUUGUCCUAGGAAUCGGUCAGAGGUACCAUAUUGUCCUUGAUGCCAAUCCCACCAACACCACGAAAAUGCCUGCAAACCCAGACGGGAACUACUGGGUCCGAACCGUUGGAGCAACUGGCUGCAAGGGCUUCGAGCCGGGUAAUGAGCCCGAUGAGCGACAAGGCAUCCUACGGUACAAUGCAUCAAGCAAACUUGUUCCGACAACAUUCCGGGAGAAUUACUCUUUGGAAUGUCGAGAUGAGGCCUAUGAUCGACUCAGCCCAGUCUAUGAGUGGAAUGUUGACAAGGUCAAGAUCAACUACACCAAGAGCCAGUUCGAUAUUGGCCUGUCCAAGUUUGCUCACAGGCCCGAGCUGAUGGACAAUUUCACCUGGUGGGCCUUUGGCGAGAACCCACUCUGGCUCAACUUCUCCAACCCUACCAUCCUGAACCUCAAGAACACUACAUGGAAUCCUGACUACGCCGUUGAUCUCGUUGUACCUGACGAGAAGAAGGAUAAAUGGGUCUACAUCGCAAUCACAGCACCUCCAGCUCCGAUGAAGACCAAGCCCAACAGAGCUUUUGCUCCUGUUGCUCAUCCUCUUCAUCUUCACGGCCACGACUUUGCCCUUCUAGCGCAAGGUACAAACUUCUCAGACCUGGACACAGGCAAGGUGAACCUUAAGUUCGACAACCCUCCUCGUCGAGACGUGGCACUUCUUCCAGCUGGAGGAUAUCUUGUCGUUGCCUUCAAGGCUGACAACCCUGGUUCUUGGUUGUUCCACUGCCAUAUCGCAUGGCAUGCAUCUAGUGGUCUGGCCAUUCAGAUCCUGGAACAACAGAAGUUGCUGAAUAGGAUCUUGGACCAGUAUCCUGAGAAGAUGAAGGAGGUGAACAGGGUCUGCGAUAACUGGAAUAAGUGGUUCAAGAAUGAUACGAACCUCUGGAAUGCCCAUAUCUUCCAGGAUGACUCGGGUAUCUAA
Fusarium proliferatum ET1 is the source of this 1977-nucleotide messenger RNA. RefSeq lists its product as uncharacterized. Gene Ontology annotation, molecular function: copper ion binding; oxidoreductase activity. The transcript is spliced from 6 exons. NCBI's taxonomy places the organism in Eukaryota, Fungi, Ascomycota, Sordariomycetes, Hypocreales, Nectriaceae. The record is from RefSeq and is a predicted model, not a curated record. Bases 1 to 1977 code for a protein of 658 amino acids.